AUGUUCUCUACCAACAACGACGCCGAACGCCGUCUUGACUACUUUACCGUCGUGCGGCCAAACUACAAUCACUACUCUGUCGAAACACCUUGCUGCUCGCCUUCGCUCAACUCAAGCGAAGACGUCCACUGCUAUCCGGAGCACCCUCUUCUGGCCUCUCCCGACUUCGAUUCGCACCUGCUUGAGUCGCCAGCGCCCAAGAUGUCCGCCAACUUGAUGUCGCUGCAGACUGCUGCAGCACAUGGCCAUUCAAAGAGCCGACCACGGCCGUACCCAAUGCAAAACGUACUCUACGUCUCGAGCGACGAUUCUUCUGGAUCCGACAGCCGAAGCUCAUCUAUCAGUCCCAUGACACCAGUCGCUGCUAGAUGUUCAAGAUGCCAGCGAACGAACAGCGUCGACUUGAAGACGGGAAAGUCCAACAUGGUAUCUUAUGGUCUGAAUCUCUGGUACUGUGGCCGCUGUGCCACUCUGGUUGGCCUGAACAAGGGCUGA
This is a messenger RNA of Fulvia fulva, 495 nucleotides long. RefSeq lists its product as uncharacterized. The transcript has a single exon. Lineage: Eukaryota; Fungi; Ascomycota; Dothideomycetes; Mycosphaerellales; Mycosphaerellaceae. Bases 1 to 495 code for a protein of 164 amino acids. The record is from RefSeq and is a predicted model, not a curated record.